Messenger RNA from Capronia epimyces CBS 606.96, 1860 nucleotides. Its product is annotated as dihydroxy-acid dehydratase. Bases 1 to 1860 code for a protein of 619 amino acids. Lineage: Eukaryota; Fungi; Ascomycota; Eurotiomycetes; Chaetothyriales; Herpotrichiellaceae. The transcript has a single exon. Gene Ontology annotation, molecular function: hydro-lyase activity. The record is from RefSeq and is a predicted model, not a curated record.
AUGGAUUCUCACGACACCUCAAAGGCCGAUGGCUCGCCAGAUGUGCACAGCUCAGACUACGACCUCUCCCGGCCGAUCACAUCGACGUCGGGCCUUCGUUCAGGACUCACCUCGUACGGCGACGCGCAUUUCUCUCUGUUCCUGCGCAAAGUGUUCAUCAAAGCCUUGGGAUACUCGGACUCGGCGCUGUCGUUGCCCAUCAUCGGCAUCAUCAACACGUACUCGUCCUUCAACCCGUGCCACUCCAAUGUCCCUCAGCUCAUCGAGUCCGUCAAGCGAGGCGUGCUCGCUUCGGGCGGGUUGCCGGUGGACUUCCCCACCAUCAGCGUGCACGAGAGCUUCUCCAGCCCGACGAGCAUGUACCUGCGCAACCUGAUGAGCAUGGACACGGAGGAGAUGAUCAAGGCCCAGCCUGUGGACGCGGUCGUCAUGAUUGGCGGCUGCGACAAGACGGUGCCGGCGCAGUUGAUGGGCGGCAUCAGCGCGAAUAAGCCUGUCAUCCCCCUGAUCACGGGCCCGAUGAUCCCCGGGUCCGUCGAAGGGGUGCGAGUAGGUGCUUGUACGGAUUGCAGGAGUUACUGGGCCAAGUACCGCGCGGGCGAUGUCGACUUGGAGGACAUCAUGUCGGUCAACGAGGAGUUGGCGCCCACCGGCGGCACAUGUGGUGUCAUGGGCACCGCAUCCACCAUGGCCUGCGUCACUGCUGCCUUGGGUUUGCUGGACUUGCGAGCCGGUGCCACGUCGGCUGCGGUCAGCUCUGCCAGACUGCGAGUCGCGGAGCAGGCUGGCCGCAACGCGGUCGCCAUGUUGAAGAUGGAGCACUCGCGGCCGCAGGACUUGCUCACUCGAGAGAGUUUCUUGAAUGCCAUUACCGUUCUACAGGCUAUCGGCGGGAGCACGAAUGCCGUCGUGCACUUGAUGGCCAUCAUCAACAGACACCCCAAAGUGGCGGGCACUAUUGACCUCAGCACCAUUGACGAGAUUGGCAAAAAGACUCCUCUCCUGGUCGAUCUCAAACCGAGCGGCGACAACUACAUGACAGAUUUCCACAACGCCGGUGGAAUGCUGACCUUGAUGAAAACUCUCCGACCAUUGUUGCAUCUAAAUGCGAGAACGUACACUGGUCAAACGCUCGGCGAACUUCUCGACAGCUCGCCUUCCAAGUUGUUCCCGUACGCCAGGCAGAUCGUCCGGUCUUUGGAGGGUCCGCUUUACCCAAACUCCAGCCUUGUGGUGCUGUACGGCAACGUGUGCCCCAACGGCGCCGUCAUGAAAGCCUCGGCGUCCAAAAACCGCAAAUUACUCCAGCAUAGCGGACGUGCUUGCGUCUUCGAAAACUCCGCCGACAUGGCCAGGCGGAUCGACUCGCCCGAUCUCGACGUGGACGCCGACUCGGUGCUGGUGCUCAAGAGCAUUGGGCCCGUGGGGAAUCCUGGCAUGCCCGAGGCGGGCUUGAUCCCUAUUCCGCAGAAGCUAGGCAGGCAAGGCGUGACGGACAUGUUGAGGAUCAGUGAUGGUCGGAUGAGCGGGACUGCUGGCGGAACCAUCAUCUUGCAUAUUGCGCCCGAGUCUGCAGACCUUGAUUCAGUGUUUGGCGUUGUGGAGACGGGUGACAGGAUCGUCUGCGACGUCGAGAACCGGAAGCUGCUGCUUGAUGUGGACGAGCAUGAAAUCAGCCGCCGGAUCGCCGAGCGUAAGAAGAGCGCUCAAAGCGUGUCCUCGUCUGGCAGCAGGGAGCCCUGGGUCGAAAGAGCACACGUCCGCGGAUAUCGUGGUCUGUACGAAAGAGAAGUCAAUCAGGCCCAUCUUGGUUGCGAUUUCGGUUUCCUGACCGCCCAAGGGCCGACCAUCAGUCAAUGA